UUUCUGGUAACGUGGUUUUUAGGUUACGUUAUCUGACGUUACAGGUUAGGAUUGAAAAAAUGUUUCGAAAAUCGUUCCAAAUUUUACAACCAACGUUCAAAACGAGGCUUUUGCCCAUUAUCCGAAAUAAAUCAACCAACGUUGAUUUGGAAAAAUUGGAAGCGGAAUCAACCGACAUCAGUGUCGUUGAUGAGGAGUUAAAAGCCCGAGAAGAGGAAAUCGAACGAAAGCGAAACAAAUCGAGAUUAAAAAAUUCUGAUCGUAACAUUUUAUUUGACAAAAACCCAUAUCCUGAGCCUGAGCAUUGGCAACACGGCACUUUGAAAUAUAUGCGUAGAACGUAUGGGAGAUACGGUGAAGCAAGUGGUGUUGACCCAUCGAUAUGUUGGCCAGUGAAGGACGAAUUGGAAAAUGCAAAAGAAUACGAACGUGUUGCAUUUCCGUACACUAUCACUCAAAUAGUGGAAGAAGCACACAAACAAAGACAAGAGAAGAAUGAAAGAAUUAGGUUGAGGCAGGAAGAAAUCGCCAAAAAGUUGGAAAAGUUGGAACAGAUGAAGCAAGAUUUAUACAACAGAAUACGCACCAAAGAAAAGGAGGCCACGGCUGCAAAGGAACGCAAGGAACGUCUGAUAGAGGAAGUGCGUAUGCACUUUGGCUACACAGUGGAUCCAAGAGAUGAGAAAUUCAAAGAACUGUUGGAGAAGAAAGAGAAAGAACAGAAGAAAGCUAUGAAAGAAGCGAAACGUAAAGCGCGUGAAGAAAGCAUGGUGAACAAAAUGUUGUCUAAAAAAGAAGCAAAGAAGGAUCAGAAAGAAGACACGGAAGUGGAGUAAUUUUGUUAUUUCUCUAUUAGUAAAUAAAUAAAUUUACGUAACAA
Molecule: messenger RNA, 880 nt
Organism: Tribolium castaneum (red flour beetle)
Lineage: Eukaryota; Metazoa; Arthropoda; Insecta; Coleoptera; Tenebrionidae
Gene: CRIF
Product: CR6-interacting factor
Exons: 3
Coding region: 60-836 (258 amino acids)
Cellular component (GO): mitochondrion; nucleus
Source: RefSeq, a predicted model, not a curated record